GAUUGAGGACGUCAGACAAAGGGUCAAGUGCGGACUCAAGUGUGAUUUAACAAAUAUUUCGCGAAAUAGGCAUCUUUAAUCCGACGGAAUUGGUGGAACAAGGUCUGAGUUACGUGGGGAAUGUCAUGGAACUCAUAGAUGUUCAAUAUCUUAAGAGGGGUAAACAAAGUAAAAACAGAGAAUGGGCAACACUGGAUCAGGAAAACAUAAGGAUGUGCACAGCUCAGAUUCUACAUUAGAAUUUGAAACUGGCAAGAAGAUGUUCCCAAGUGGACAGGAAGCCAAAAUGGUUUCAUCAGCAAAAGAGCGCGAAUUUGAUGAAAGUGACUAUGAUUUUGAUGAUGACCUCAUGGAACCAGAGCCUCCGCUGAAGAGGACUGUGCCAACAGUAUUUGGUUGGGAACAUGGUGGCCGGGAAGUUUUACUCUCAGGGAGUUUCAAUGACUGGAAAACAAGAAUUCCAAUGAAUCUUAGCCAAGGAGAAUUCUCAGCAAUACUUGAACUUCCAGAAGGGGAGCAUGAGUAUAAGUUUUGUGUGGAUGGCCGCUGGAUCCAUGACCCAAAUGCUCCAACUACAAAUGACAAUUUUGGAGGUAGAAACAAUGUGAUCAAUGUAAAGAAGUCUGACUUUGAAGUGUUUCAAGCUCUGGAGUCUGAUGCUAGUGCAAGUAUUGGUUCUGCUGGAUCAAUCAAAUCAGUAUCAGGAUCUCCACCUGGCUCUUAUGGCCAACUUAUUCCAUCACAUCACAACCCUGUUAUAGUACAAGAUGGGAUGCAUUCUAGCGUACCUCCAGUUCUUCCUCCACAUUUGCUCCAUGUAAUACUCAACAAAGAUGUGGUGGAUCACAAUGACCCUUCCCUUUUACCAGAACCAAACCAUGUGUCUCUAAAUCACUUAUACGCUCUCUCUAUAAAGGAUGGAGUCAUGACGUUAAGUGGAACGCAUCGCUUUAGGGAGAAAUAUGUUUCAACCUUGCUGUACAAACCAAUUAAACCAAUUUGAAUGGCAAGAUACAAAACAUGUUAAAAGACUUAGUGUGUUGAUAUGGACUGAAGGUGGAAUGAAACUACAGACCUUUUUCCCAGUUCAGACAAAAUGUUUGUACUAUGAAGUACUUAGACUUCCUAUAAUACAGCGGCAAUACUUGGUUUGCAAAGUUUACUUAAGGGCAACAAGGAAGGAGGAAGACUUGCGUGCACAAGCUACAUGUAACACAUAACUCUCCUAACUAGCUUUUGCUUUGUUGCAAAUUCUGCUUAGAUAUUUAGAAAGAGGUUAUCUCAGAAAUUAUUAAUGUGCUGAUUCUCCAUGCAGAGAGGUUAUGAGAACUGACAAGUUUAUCAGCAAGAGGGCAUUUUCUUGAUAUAGGACCAAAUUUAGUUGUCUAAUUUAAAAGGAAAUGCAUGGGAAGCAGUGGGAAGAAUUGAUCUUUGGAUCAUGGGAUUAAGGGUGAAAGUGGUGUAUUUAGUAUUUUGCCACUCCUCUGGAAGGUGUGCGAUUGGAAAGAGGAGACCAUGUCAUAGCACUUUCUAAUAAUUGUGGUAUUGUUAAUGAAAGAAAAUUUUGUAGCUGUAAAUUUUUAUUCAGAGUUUUACAGGGAAUGAUUUAGAAAAAAAAAAUUGGGGAGAGAAAUUUAGAAGUCUAUUAGGGAUCAUGAAGGCUCUCUUUAUUAAGCAUUUUUUUUGUAAGAAGGUUUGUGACUAUACAACUUUAGAAUCGAUGAGUUGUGGCAUACGUUUAAUUUCUCUGUGUCAAACAUGACUUAUGUGCCAAUCUAUAUGAAGUCUCAACAUACUUUCAUGCUCAGAAGGGGUGGGGUGGGAAUUUGAAUCUUACUUAGCUGGGUGGGGAAUUUGAAGUGGAAGUGUGGAGUCUUUCAAGCAGAAUAAAAGUGUUAUAUCUUAAGAUAUGGAGGAAAUGUGUAGUCACAGUCACUGAUUCUGCGUUUGAGGGCAGUUUUUACCUGGGGGGGGGGGGUUUGAACAAAUCAGUCUUCAAAAGUUCAAAGGUCUGAAAUUGCUUGAUGCAUCAUUCAGAAUGUAAGGGGAAGUGGGCUUCAAAGUACUUUUUUUGUGAUGAAAGCAUUUAGCAAACAAGAUCCUAUCUUUGACUUAAAAGAGUAAUCAUUACAUUAACUCUCCUCAUAAUUUUAACUCUAUGCAACAGAACAAGCAAUCAGUAUUAGUCUGAAAUUAUAGAUGGGAGGUUGAUGUUCCAAACCCACAGAGAAAUGCAUAGGAAAUCUCCUUCUGGCUUAUGGAUUGUGAUUAUCAUGAUAACAGCCUUUUGUUGUGCUGAUAUUGUACAGUAUUUAACAGAGUAUUUUGUUGUUUUGUUAUGGUAAAUAAAAAAGAGAUCUAGGAAAGACUAUUUUGAAUAAGGGGUCAUGUCUCAUCCAUUGCUUAUGUCUUUGUUAGCAUGUGACCUUGUCUGAUGAUGUGUAUUGUUGGUAUGUGUUAGGUUAGCAGGGGUGUAGCCAGCUUUUUCCAAUUUGUUGUAGGUUUGGGGCUUGUUUCUUAAAAGUCCUGGUUACUCAACAGGACUGUCAAGCUGUUCUGUUUUCUUUCAAGAUGGGGGUUUCAAAGUUUUCAAAAUUAUACAGUGUAACUAUAAGCUAAAGAAACAAAAUGGAGUUGUUAGGAUGUCAAAACCUGCUUCUCAAUUCUUUUAAUAUGGCUUGGACCUGUUAAGUUACCAGGAUCUUUGAGAAAUGGCCCCUAUUCCUGAGGAGAGUUCAUUUUUUGUUUCAAUAUUUGCACAAGUCAUAUUAAAAAAGUCAAGCAAGUGGAAACGGAGAAUUUUUAGGCCUGGGCCUAUGGACUGGCUACACCCCCAGUAAAGUUUUUUAGUUCAUAGAAAUAAAAAAUUAUUCCAAGUGCUUCAUUGAUACCACAUGUAGCUCUAAUUUUUCUAUUCAAGAGAUUUAGUGAUUUAGUAUGUGACUGUACAAAUUGCAAAUAAAGUUAUUGAAGAAGAGUUUCAAACUCAGAGAAUUGUUUUGCCCCCAAUCUGUC
This is a messenger RNA of Pocillopora verrucosa, 3015 nucleotides long. Its product is annotated as 5'-AMP-activated protein kinase subunit beta-2-like. Gene Ontology annotation, molecular function: protein kinase binding. Gene Ontology annotation, biological process: signal transduction. Gene Ontology annotation, cellular component: nucleus; nucleotide-activated protein kinase complex; cytoplasm. The record is from RefSeq and is a predicted model, not a curated record. Lineage: Eukaryota; Metazoa; Cnidaria; Anthozoa; Scleractinia; Pocilloporidae.